GCUCCGAGCCGCGGGCGCCCGGGGACGGGGGGCGCGCUCCGGGGAGGGGGCGCGGCGGCGGCUGGUUCCGGUGGCGGUCCCGGUCCCGCGGGCGGCUGUCCCGGGCGCGCAGGCGGGCUGGCCGCGGGUGCUGGCGCGGCUCCGCAUCGCGUCUUUGUCUGGCGGCGACGGCGGGCCCGGGCUCAGCUCCGCUCCGGCGGGCGGCUGGCGCGGUUGGAGCGUGGCGGGGGCGGCGUUCUGUUCUUUAAUAGGAGAAAAAAAAAUCACAAAACCCACACCAGAACCAAUUUUUGCAGCCAAAAGUGUUGCAGGCGCUGCCGUAGCCGCGGACGCCUGAUAGCGUGGCAAACCCCUGCUCAGAGCAGCGGGAAGCUCAGUUUUACUUCUAGAAAAGCAGCCCAAACUCUCCGGAGGGCUCCGGCCGCCGCAGCGGCGAGAGAGGGGCCGGAGGGGAAGGGGGAUUUUUUUUUUUUUUUUUUUUUUUUUUUUUUUUUUUUUUUUUUUUUUUUUGACUCUUAUGAAGACAUGCGCAUUUGUUCAUUCUUGCCACCGCACUGGAGUCUGCCUAGAAACAAAGAACACAGCCUGGCGAAGUUGAUGCUGGCUCUCAAAGUGUCUGGCUUUUUUUUUUUUUUUUUUUUUUUUAAUUCUCUUUUCUUCUUAUUUUCCUUCAUUUGCUUGUGCCAUCGGUAAAAGCCUCGAGAUGUUCCCUUCAGUUAUUCCCAUGUGCCUAGUGAUGGAAACACAGCCCCCCGCCGCCUCUCCUCUUCGGCCCCCUCGCCCCUAUCAGGCCAGGUUACGCAUUUUGGAAAGUGCAGCCAUGACACACAGAGCAAGUUCUCUCUUCCAUUUUGCCCCGGCCCCGCGGUGUGACAGCUCGUAGGAGGUGUGCCUUCCCACCGGGAGCCACCCCCUUGCUGAAUCAUCGCCGAGCCAUGGCUGGACGGCUCGUCCGCUCGGGCGGCGGAACAUUCCCCGGCCGAGCAUGAGGCGGUGGCGGGGCCGGCGCUGAGGCAGAGACCUGUUAGCAUUCGGCUCAGGCGCGGGCGAGCGGCUGCGGGGAGAAAACCUUCCCGUUUCAUGGCAGCGGGAGCCGCGGAUGCAGUUUUGAGCUCAAAGGCAAGACGUGUGCUGCUGUAAGGAACAUUGCCUGCCUCUGAGGUUGCUGAAAAGUGCCUUUCCUGAAGCCACCGCUGCUUGGAUUUCUGUCUAGGGCUGCCUCUCUCUGCCCCUCGCCCCCUUCUCUGUUUAAUUCGGCGUUGCUUGCGGUCCGUGCCCUGACGGCGGCUCCUCCAGCCUUGUCGUCUUUUUUCUUUUUUUUUUUUUUUUUUUUUUUUUCCCUCCCCAUUUACACGCAGUUUGCUCAGCCAUUUUAUUUUUUUCUUUCCCCCUACUAUGUAGCAAAUAUUUAAAAGAAAAGAAAGAGGAAAAAAUCAGACAUCUUUUGCCUGUUUUGAUUCUCGUGAACCAUAAUUUUUAGAAGCAAGAAAUAGAAGGAAAGAAAAAAAACAAACCCGAAGUUUUCUCCCCAAGAACCGAGACCAUUCCACAAACUGAAGUGCUGCCAGCAGCAUAUGCUUUUUGCAAGAAUAAUUGAAACCAUUAACUGGAGAGCACAGAAUUCUUUUGAAAGUCUGCCAGUUAUUUGCAAGUAACUUUGGCAGUGGCACAAAAUAUAACACUUGUAUUUUAACUUCUACAAUUGCACUUUUAGGAGCUGGCCUCUAAUUUGAUUUUCAGUUGUUCUGAUAAGAUUUCUAUUUUAUGAUUGGCUUUAUGUUUAAUUCUUGUUUAAAGAAACACGAUUUGACUUAAAUGAAAACCUAAGUGCUGAUGAAUAGGAGUUCUACCAAAGCAACAAGUUAGUUAUUUCUUCACGUUUAACUUGAAUUCACUUUUUUACCCUUUUUUUAAAAAAAAAAAGAAGAAAAAAGAAGAUCAGCAGUAAAUAUUACCCUGAGGAAGGGUGCGAUUGCUCGCAUUUUAAUUUUUGUUUUUUAAUAUGGCUGUAAACGUUUCCCUGGUUCGUGAUACAAAAUGGCUGACGUUAGAAGUGUGUCGAGAGUUUCAGAGAGGGACUUGUUCUCGGUCUGAUGCAGAGUGCAAGUUCGCCCAUCCGUCACGGAGUUGCCAUGUGGAAAAUGGUCGAGUUAUUGCCUGCUUUGACUCCCUAAAGGGCCGGUGUACCCGAGAGAACUGCAAAUAUCUCCACCCUCCCCCACAUUUAAAAACACAACUUGAAAUAAAUGGACGCAACAACCUGAUCCAGCAGAAGACGGCCGCAGCCAUGUUUGCUCAGCAGAUGCAGUUCAUGCUACCGGGCGCACAGCUACAGCCAAUUACGACGUUUCCUGUGACUCCAUCGCUUGCAACAAGCCCCACAAUGGCUUUUAGUCCCUACCUGAGUCAUGUUUCUCCUGGGAUGGGCUUAGUUCCUGCAGAGCUUUUACCAAAUACUCCUGUCCUGGUUUCUGGAAAUCCUACUGUUACAGUACCGGGAGGCUCUGCUGGGCAGAAACUGAUGCGUACGGAUAAACUGGAGGUUUGUCGAGAGUUUCAGCGUGGAAAUUGCACACGUGGUGAGAAUGAUUGCCGCUAUGCUCACCCUAUAGAUAUUGCAAUGAUAGACACAAAUGAAAAUACUGUUACAGUUUGCAUGGAUUACAUCAAAGGUCGAUGCUCUAGGGAGAAAUGCAAGUACUUUCAUCCCCCUGCACACCUGCAAGCCAAAAUCAAGGCAGCUCAACAUCAGGUGAACCAGACAGCUGCAGCUGCAAUGGCCCUGCCGCCUGGUGCACUUCAACCUUUACCAAAGAGGCCAGCACUUGAAAAAAACAAUGGUGCCACCACAGUCUUUAACCCAAGCGUUUUCCACUACCAACAGGCUCUAGCCAACAUGCAGUUGCAACAGCCUACAUUCAUCCCUACAGGGUCAGUUCUGUGCAUGACACCCACUGCAAGCGUUGUGCCCAUGAUGCACGGUGCUACGCCCACCACUGUGUCUGCAGCAACAACUCCUGCCACCAGCGUCCCCUUCGCUGCAACAGCUACCGCCAAUCAGAUAUCCCAGUUAUCAGUAGAUGAACUGAGUAGCAGCAUGUUUGUUUCACAGAUGUAGAAUUUCCCAACAGAACACAGACCGUGUUGAAAUUCUGAACAGUAAAAUUAUGGAGCACCAGGACUUUGUGGUGGGAAGCUGCGCAUGGCCUUUCUGUAUAUAUUCCCCUCUUCCCUCUAUCAUUCUCUACCACCUCUACAGUAAGCCUGUUGCAGCCUACAUGUUAACCAAAAACUGAUCAAUGGGAAUGUCAAAAAAAGAAAAAGAAAAAAAAAAGCACUAUAGAAACAAUUAACAAACAGCGCUCUGUUAUAUGAGAUAUACAAGUAGGAAACUAUAAUAGACUUUUAUAACACAUUACUUUAACACACUUAAUCAUUUUAUGACUACCAUCAUGAUAAGUGCAUCUGCACAGCGGACUGUUGGUUUACUGUAUACUAUCGAUGGAUAAAUGUUUGUCUUGUUUUUAAAGUGUUAUCUUACUGUUUUGUUUACAUCAUAGUCUAUUGAUUUGUUUUAAAGUGUACAUCAUUAUCAAGUAUACUCAAUACCAUUUUUUCAUUAUUGUUAUGUCUUAAGUUUUUCAUAUACUGUAGGUUUUAUGGGGUUUUGUUUGUUUUUUACUAAAAAUGUUAUUGUGGGAAACAGGAAUUAUGUGCUUGAAAAACACGACACAGAAUGUUCUGCCCUUUGCUGGAUUUUGCUGUUAAUGUCAGCUAAAGUUGCUUAUGUUAAAUGCUCCUUUUAUCAUUUAAAACUUGCCUUCAGAUAGUCUCCAAAUUUUUAGUACAAGUGAUGUGAAAGGACAGCUAUCAUUUUAGUCCAGUUCAGAGUUCUUUCAAUACAAUAAGCUGAUUCUGGAAACUUUAAAACAAAAAACUAACAAAAAACCCCACACACAACAACAAAAAAAACAAAGCCACAAAAGCCCAGGCUCAGUAAGGGGAUAGGAACAAUUUGCUUAGAUAGGGGUAAGCAUCAAGGGAUUUCUGCAGCUCUGUUGUCCAUUGAAGUGCAUUCUCAGCUGCAAACGGCGCACAGUCUCUCUCGCUGUUAUCAUGGUGCAGUCAAAACAAGCAACAAAAAGAUGGUGGUGGAGUGAGACAGCUUUGGUUGGGCAAAAGCUCACUGCAUUGGAGAGGAGCAGGUGCCAGCCGUUGGCUGGGAAGGGUCCAGGGCUGUGGCUCAGCCCAGGCUGGGUAGCACUGAGCCCUAGGGCUUGUCUCCACCCAGCAUGCUGAAACAUUUUGGCCUGAAAUCUUACAUGUGUCUCUUGUUGAAAUUUUGUCAGCAUGCCCCAUUUAUUUAAUUACCAUUUUCUAUAAGUGGGUGAUUUGCACCCCCCCGCACCCCGUGAUCUCUGGCCCUGUAAAGCAAACACAGUAGUAACAAAGCAGCAAAAAGCUCAUCAUAAGCUUUCAGCUGUAGAUAAAUAUUUGUCUUAAUGGAGUUCCUGUUGGUCAGUGGAUUUAUUUUGGCACCUUCUACUUGAUCAAGAGCAAUGUUUGCUGCACAACAAGGGCUAGUUCUCAAUACCUCCUUUUCAUAUGCACAAAUAAAACUAUUUCAGCCCGUGCACCCUGGACAGCCCUGUCUGUCGUUAUGCUAUGUUGCUGAACAAUCUGGCUGCAGAAAUGCAUUUUGGUUGAGGAUAUCUCCAAAUUCAUCCUUGUCAUAGCUCUACAGUAUCAUUGGCAUUAUGGAAGAGAUGGAUUUGCUGCUGUAAAUCCCCAAACUCUGUACAAGGAGAAUCAAGCAGGAGGCCAGCUCAUAGUGUCUGGAGGGGUGACCACCCUGAGCUCAGAGUGGUCCUGUAGAGUGCCAAAUUCAGGCAACCAGAUUUUCUUCUCUUUUCCCGGUUCCUUGCCCUUGGUUAGAUUUUCCCUGCCCCCUGUCCUGCAGUAUGAGCACGGACAGUUUUCUGGAUGUGUAUCUCCAUGGGCCAUGAGUGAUGGAGGCACACCUGAGGCACAGCCUGUGUGCCCCAGGGCGGGCUCUGACCAUCUGCCCGUGGACACUCACUCACAGCAUGAACCUUUGAGGAUCCCAGCUCAAGAAGGCCUUGAGGAAUCUUUUUGUUCAAUUCAGCAGACUUUGAACCAAACCCUAAUAGAAAGAUGGAAAAACAUCCCCCCAAGACCUCCUUUAUGGACCCUGAGUUUUGACAGUCGCUUGUGUCCAUGGAUGUUCCCCAGCCAUCUGAGCUCACAAGCAGUUGGGGUGGCCUGAAAUCAGUGACUCUCAUUUGUAUUGGCGACCACAUACCUGUUCUUUUCACCACUGUGUUUCUGUUUCCCAAAACCAUAACAUUGUUAGUGGAAAAAGUGGAUUUGAGUACUUCCUGUUUGAAAUUAUUUGUGUAUCAAAAAUGGGUUUUGCACAACCUGUGCCAGUGCCUCAACAAAGAACAGAGCUGAUCUUCUUAAGCCAGAAAGGAUGCAUUCAAGCUUGUAUGGCUUUGAGUUCAAGGAGGUUGAAAUUUUUUCAGUGCUAAAUGGAUUUUUGUAUAUCUUGAAACUUUGAUGUAACCUCCUAUUUUAUUUAUCGACCUAAACAUCUGGCAUAGAUGUGCAUAGAAUGUAAACCUAGAAUACAGCUGUUUUCAUGUCACAUUUAAAGCACUGAAAAAAAAAAAGCAUUUAAGGAUUAUUUUUUAUUAAAGAGGUCCAAUGAGGGAUGUUCAGGGUAGUUAUAUUAGGUGCCACAACAGUUUUUAUAUUGCUGGCAAAUUUAGAGUUAAUUUGUAAAUGAGUUUAAGGAAAGAAAAGCUUGAAGCACUAAACUUCACCAAAUUCAAAACAAUCUCGGCAAAAAUGCCAUUUUGAGGUAGCACUAUUUAAACUAGUUGUGCAAUGACUUGCUCUAAUUUUCUUUGUUCAAGAAAGAAAAGAAAAAAAAAAACAGUCGCCAGACUAUAAAUUUCCUAAAUAGACUAUUACAAAGUCACUGAGCUAGUUAGUGACUCUAAACAAAUGUCAUAAAAGCAUGAAUAUCAUCCUUUAUUUGACAAGAGAUGUAUGUAAGUUUGUUUAAAUCGAUAUAAUUUUAGUGACAUUUUUAUAAGCUUCCCACUUUCCAUGAACCUAUAUUUUUUAUUUAUCCAAAGUUAUUUCUCUUUGUCCAUUUCUCUCAGCCUUAUGCAAACAAUAUGCAAGAAAUGCUGAAACUUGGAUAAAACGGGUCAUGCAGAGGGAAAAUGAAAGCUGAGAUUGAUCAUUUUCACAAAAAAAGGUUGUUAGUAGUUUCGAUAAAAAGUACUACUACUAAACUGUAACAUAAGCAGACAAUAAAAGAGGGAUUUAAAAUAAAAUGGAUUCAUAAAACUAUUAAGAUUAUUUUUGUUAAAUACAGUGUUUUUAGUAAUUUGGAACAUAAUUUCACAAUCAGCCGUGUUUUUUAGUUGGAAAUUUUUAGCUGAUGAUUUUUGACUGUGUAUUUUUGCAUCGCAACAUUCUAGAAGCCGUUACCUCCCCGGGCAGACCGCGUGGGCCCAUUCCCGAGCGCUCCAACGCGCUUCUCCUCCCGGCUGCCCCUCCUCGCUGCCCUGCUCUGUGCUCAGGUGCUCCCCAAGGGCAGCACGGCCAGGCUGGGGUCCCACUGCUCCUCCCACUGUCCCGCUGCAGCGGGAACCCUACGGAGCUGGCACCGGAGCUGGGCGCAUGUUGGUGGCACAGGUGGCCGGAGCGGGACGCGCGCGUGCCGGCACUGUCCCUUGGCCUGGCUCGGGCUGGCACUGGCACAUUAGGAGUAGCUCUAGGACACGGCGGGUACACACCGAUUGAGAAACUGGAGUCCUUGUUUUGUUUAUCCCUUGUACAUUUCACAGACAUGACAAUUGAAAAAGGUGAAAUUUAUGAGGAAAAUCUAAUUUCCCAUUCCUGUUGAAUGGAUUUAGUUUGAUAUUGACCUGAUUUUACCAUGUGCCUGUUGAAGGCCUUAGAGUAUAUACUGUAUGUUAAAGACUGUAAUAACUUAAAAAAAAAUAGUUGAUAGCCUAAUCCAAAUGUAAAUAGAGCUACAACUCAUUGUUACUAGGCUACAACGCAUUCAUUCAUGUCAUAUAUUUUCAUUUCUCUACCAUUAGUUUUUAAGGUUUUCAUUAUUGCUUUUUUUGAUAUCUUUAGUAACUAAUGAAUUUAAUUUUGAAGGAGAGUUAGAGAAAGUUUAAAAUUUUUAAUACAUGUAUUCAGCCCAUUUAGUUAUAUUCUAAACCAACACUGAAGCAUGGUAAGGUAUAGAAUACAGUCCAUAACUAGUUUGUAUAGUUUACAGUUUAAGAACAAAAUUAACUUUGUAUGUAACUCCUACAAUGAUAGAUUCAUUGUUAACUAAUUAUAUUAAGUUGUUGUUGCUAUGGCAACAAAACUACAACAUGGCUACCUUUGUAUACAUUAUUUGUGAAAUUUUCACAUGUAAAUUAAAAGUGAUGUGUAACAGUAUGAGCUUGUUAAAGGUACAGUUCGAUACUGUCAGAUAAAGAUAUGACUGAAUAUUUUUAAAAUCCCAAAGUCCCAUGUGAACGCUGAAUUUGUGUCUUUAAGGUCACUUUUUCAGUCAAGAAGUUUACAACACAUGGAUUUAGAGUCAGGUUUUAUAGCUUGUAGAAAUUGUUGUGUGGCAAGGGUUAUUCCACAGUAUUUUCACUUCGGAAAAACAGCAGCCUGUAUUGACAACAUAGUGACCGGUCUUGCUUUCAUUUCACAUCCAUUCACACAGUGGGAAUUCAGAAUUAAUCAGUUUCAGUACUGUAGCUUUGCCUGCAAUUUUCUUUUCUCCAGAAAUUGAACACUCACAUGAUUGCGCUACGAUCAGGGCUAAAUAAUUAAGCAUAUAAUUAUUUUAAUAUUAAUUUAUAUUAGCAAAAACUGUACACAAGAAAAAAAAUACUGUGGAAUGACCCCGUAACAGUGUUGAAGAUACAAAUAUGCUGCAGUUAAACUGAUUCAGUUAGUGUACGAAUGUGUGAGACACACCUUUUUUGCACUUAUGUACAUAGUCCACGAAAGAAGUCCUUGGAACUUAUUUUGAAUAUAAAAAGUCUGUAAUAAUACAGGAAAAGUUUGUAAAAGAGAUAGGUAUUACUAAGGCUUUGAAAAGGAGGAGUUUUUUGCUAUAAAACUUAUCUGAAAGCAUGAUGUUGCUUUGCUGUUGUAAAAGCUUUGUAGUUUGCCAUAGCUUAUUAUACAGCAGACUGAUAACAGGUCAGCUCCAACCUGCAGCACAGAGAAUGGGAAACGGUGUGGAAUUAAUUAGUAAGGUCACUAGCAAAGAUUCAAAUUACUUUUUUUAAUCAGCCUACAUUUUCAAACACACCCCAGGUCAUGUUCUGAUAGGUUGUGUUCUCAGUGAAUUCUGUUAGGACUGGUAGGUCCAUGGCAGCACAUGCACAUUUUUCCUAGCACCUAAUCCUACUUCUGUCUGGAAGUGUUUAUCUGUGGGAGGUGACUGUCGUUGUGGUGAGUGUUAAAUCCCCGAGUGAAUUUGAAAUGUCACAACAUCUUGGUUUUGUUUUUUUUUUUAACCUUUUGGGGCAAGGUAACAAAAUGGAAGGAGCUGAUGAGCUGUACAUGGACAGGGAUGGUUUGGGGUUGUCUGGGACCAGUUCUUUCUGUGGUGUGACAGCCGUGGUGUUUAUUUGAGAGGCAAGUGGUGGUGCUGCAGGUGCUGCUGGGGCAGGGAGGUGGAGGCUGGUGGCAGUGUUGCCGGCUGGGUGCUCUACGCUGCAACUAACAAGCCCUUUGCAUUGUCACCAAAGGAGAGCAAAGCUGUGGCCCCUUAGUGAGCAGCCUCCUGUUCCUGUUUCUGUUGGUACUGCUGGGACUUUGCAGUGCUGGGGGAUUUUAAAGCAGCUGCAGCGCCUGUGUUGACCCAUUUAUUUUUGAUUGGAACAAGUUUUGGGGAUUUUUUUGUGGGGUUUUUUUUGUUUGUUUUGUUGGGUUUUUUGUUUUGGGUUUUUUUUUUUUUUUUUGGUUUUUUGGUUUUUUUGCAAAACUCAAGCUUCAGCUACUUCAGAAAAGUAGCUGGUUUUGCCAUGAGCCUGACUUGAGAAGUGAGUCAAGUCCCCCAGAGCAGAAGUGGUGAGAGGUGGCACCUGAUGUCACUGUCGCCCUUUGCUGGAUGCCCUAGGGUUGGGGGCUGAGCUGUUGCAGCCAAGCCCAAGACCUGUUCCUUGACCAGCAUUCCCGACUCCUGGCAAUGCCCACUCUGCACCAUGGGGCUGUGCAAGUGGUGGUUUGCUGAACUGAGCAGCCCCAGGGUCUUAAAUAUGAGGGAAAAUCAGAUGUUGCUUCUCUCCGUGGUGUUAUAUAAUAACCUAGAUUUUAAUACGAAAUAAUCAGCUGGUUCAAGCCACCACACGAUUACAGCUUCCCUUUGCCAUAAUCAGUUUCUAUAAUCAAGCUCUUUCUCGUUUCUAGGAUUAUGAGACGAAAGUAUUUUGCACUAUGUGAAAUGAAUCAUAGCUGGUCAAACUUUGUCGGGGUAUAAGCAUGAUCAUGUCAGCACUGCUAAAAUCUUUGCUAGUGAUCUUUACUGACAUCCUCUAUCAUCAAAAAUAACUCUAUAUGCCUCUCAACAGAGAUAUUUAAACAUGCAAAAUAACACAACUGUUUAAAAAAAUGAAGUUAUUUUUCCAAACACACAACAGAGAGAAUUACCUGACACCGAAUUACAAGGUUCCAGUUCUUUAUUACUGUACACAGAUGCUAUUUGAUAGUGGUGGAAGCCAAAUGAUUUUGUUGCCAUGGCUUUUGUAUCCUAGCAGAUGAGGGGAUGAUAAGACCAUUCUUAGACUGGAUUAUGGGAUUUUUUUUUCUUUCCAAUUAGCUUUGUUUUAAAUUUUUUUUAGAUCAUGAAAAUGGACCGACUCCUCACCCUUUAUUACAUCACUUGACAACAGAUCACUAUUUUUUUUUAUAAAUAGAGAAUUGUAUUUUAGGCAAUCACUAAAAUCAAAGAGAGAAUGUUCUCCUAAAUUGUCAAUUUUUAAUUUAAAUAUAUAAAAACAUUUAUACUGUACUGUGUAAAGUAGAUCUUUGAAGCACAUUCUUCUUUGCAUAGGCAUUUCUGGUAAAACAAAGUAAGGGAAACAUUAGAUAUCAAUUUAAUGGAAUAGUUUAGAAAAUAUAUACAAAUGAUUACACUUAGCCCUGUGGAAUUGUAAGAAAUUAAAGUAUCAUUGGAUCCAGACAGGCGUAGGUUAAUGCAGUAUUUCAGUUCUAUAACAGGAUAGUUCAUUCCCUCAACUGCUACCAACAGGGUGUACGCUUUGAAUUUAUGUUUCUUUUUGCCACAUUAUAUUGCUGUAGUGCUUGUACGUGCUUUAGAAAUGUGCAUAAUGCUACUCAUUUUAGUAUGUUACUUCUAUAUUGUUAUUGUUUAUUUUUUGAUCUUUUAAUAAAGUGUAUAAAAUUCUUG
Messenger RNA from Prinia subflava (tawny-flanked prinia), 10474 nucleotides. RefSeq names its product muscleblind-like protein 3. Gene Ontology annotation, biological process: regulation of RNA splicing. The record is from RefSeq and is a predicted model, not a curated record. The coding region runs from base 2003 to 3118 and encodes 371 amino acids. Lineage: Eukaryota; Metazoa; Chordata; Aves; Passeriformes; Cisticolidae. Gene Ontology annotation, cellular component: nucleus. Gene Ontology annotation, molecular function: metal ion binding; RNA binding. The transcript has 10 exons.